AUGGCCGAGCGCCGAGUGCCCUUCUCGCUCCUGCGGGGCCCCAGCUGGGACCCUUUCCGCGACUGGUAUCCGGCCCACAGCCGCCUCUUCGACCAGGCCUUCGGGCUGCCCCGGCUGCCCGAGGAGUGGUCGCAGUGGCUGAGCCACAGCGGAUGGCCGGGCUACGUGCGCGCGCUGCCCGCCGCCGCGAUCGAGGGUCCCGCCUACAACCGCGCGCUCAGCCGGCAGCUCAGCAGCGGGGUCUCCGAGAUCCAGCAGACCGCCGACCGCUGGCGCGUGUCCCUGGACGUCAACCACUUCGCCCCCGAGGAGCUGACGGUCAAAACCAAGGACGGCGUGGUGGAGAUCACUGGCAAGCACGAGGAAAGGCAGGACGAGCACGGCUUCAUUUCCCGUUGCUUCACUCGCAAAUACACGCUGCCCCCCGGUGUGGACCCCACCCUGGUCUCCUCCUCCCUGUCCCCUGAGGGCACGCUCACCGUGGAGGCCCCGUUGCCCAAGUCAGCCACGCAGUCGGCGGAGAUCACCAUUCCCGUCACCUUCCAGGCGCGUGCCCAGCUUGGCGGCCCCGAAGCUGGGAAGUCCGAACAGCCGGCAAGCAAGUAA
Molecule: messenger RNA, 606 nt
Organism: Rangifer tarandus platyrhynchus (Svalbard reindeer)
Lineage: Eukaryota; Metazoa; Chordata; Mammalia; Artiodactyla; Cervidae
Source: the annotation of a GenBank genome assembly